AUGUUUGGGUUUGGGAAGUCGAUGCUUGGAAGUAUUUUUGGAGGGGUGAAGUCUGCCCCCUUUUCUUCUUCAGGACCCGUUUCAACCAUGUUGAUGACCAAGUCUCCAACGCCUUUGAAUACCAUGAAUUUAACAUUCAAGAGACUUAAGCAUGAAUAUGCUCCUCGUUAUAAGCGUAUCAGAAAGGCUAUGAAGGGAAAAGUGCCUGUUAGAACUGGUGGUUCUAUCAAGGGGAAUACUUUGCAAUAUGGCCAAUAUGGUAUGCGUUUGAAGACUGAAGGUACUCGGAUGACUGCAGCACAAUUGAAAGAAGCAGAUAAGGUUAUUUUAAGAGAAAUCAAGCCUUUUGGAGGUCAGUUGAUCCGUAGGUUGGCAUGCAACUUGGCUGUUUGUGUCAAGGGUAACCAAACCAGAAUGGGUAAAGGUAAAGGUGCCUUUGAUCACUGGGCUGUUAGAGUUCCAACCGGGAAAAUUUUGUUUGAAGUACGUGGAGAAAUUCACGAUAAGGUGAUGAGAGAAGCCUUUAGAAAGGCAGCAGCCAAAUUACCAGGUGUUUGUGAAGUUGUCACUAAGGAAUCUCCAAUCAGAGUUGGGUUAAAGCUGUUCAUAGAUAAAGUACCUGCUCCAAUCGACUAUAAAGAAAAGUUCAAUGAAAAGCCUAGUCGAAAAUGGGCUAAUGUGGUUGCUUCAGAAGAAGAAAUGUACCGUUCUUACAGAGGUCGCUGA
Lizanozyma spartinae is the source of this 726-nucleotide messenger RNA. It is a transcript of the gene MRPL16, whose product is annotated as mitochondrial 54S ribosomal protein uL16m. Gene Ontology annotation, biological process: mitochondrial translation. Gene Ontology annotation, molecular function: structural constituent of ribosome; rRNA binding. Lineage: Eukaryota; Fungi; Ascomycota; Pichiomycetes; Serinales; Debaryomycetaceae. Gene Ontology annotation, cellular component: mitochondrial large ribosomal subunit; ribosome. The record is from RefSeq and is a predicted model, not a curated record. The transcript has a single exon. The coding region runs from base 1 to 726 and encodes 241 amino acids.